CUCUUGGUCAGUUAGCUUUGCUUGGCAAGUGCUCACUGUCUAAAGUGUUGCACCAAAACAAUUCCCGUAGCACCAGAUGCAAGUGCAAUGAAAUUCGAAGCUGCUGAAUCUCACAUUCACCAGGAUCAGGGGACAGACGUAUUGGAAUGCAGUCCUUCGAGGUCCCAGCCACCAUCGUCAACCUCGCAUAUCAACGUCGGUGAAAUGGAACAGAACCCAACAGCUCUUCAGAAGGUCUCAGAUGGCUCCACAACGCCCAGUGUAUGCGCCAACAAGGAUGAUGCGAAGACACGUUGUAAGACCAAGGGAAAGAGGAAAGCCACCGACGGAACGAUCAGCAAGGAGCCCGGCAAAGGACACUCUCGCAAGCGGGCUAAAUCCAACCAUGUUACCCCCCGAAAACACGAAGAUUUUUAUAUCUCGGAUGCCAAUACUGUUAUUGAAGUUGAUGGAGUACUGUUCAAGCUUCAUCGCUCGAGGCUCGUUUCCAAGUCAUUAUUCUUCGCGCAGCUGCUUGAAAAUUAUGACAAAGAUAACUUUCCGAACGACGACGUGCGGGUAGAAGUUGAUGAUAAAGUGACGGUAUACCACCUCGGUAACACUACUACGGCGGACGACUUUACGGCUCUCUUGAAGUUUGAUGAUAACCCAACCGAAUAUUACUUCCAACCUCCCUCAUUCUUAACUCUUGCCCCCAUUAUCUGCGCGGCGACUGCCUUGCGCUUCGAAACAUAUCGUACCUGGGCAGUUCGAGUUCUUGAACAUACAUGGUCAUCGUCCCUGGAGGAUUUAACCCCUGAGCCUAAGGAAGACGCUGCGGGUGUCAUUAUUCUUGCACGUUCAUGUGGUUUGAAUGGUGUUAUGAAACGUGCUUUGUACGAACUUGCUAGGACCCGGCGGAUUAGUCUGUAUGAUGAUGUUCUUGGGCAGUCAGUGCUCCCGCAGAUUGGUCGUGCAGACGAAAGGUGCGUGGGGCUCAUGAAAGAGCUCUUGGUCACCACUUGGUCAGAGGUCGCUGUGCGAAUCGAUACGUUUCCUUGCCGUGACCAACCCUUCUCGAACAAAAUUAGGAGGGUGUCACUUGUAGAACGAGACUGGGACUCUCCAGACAAGUGUCCACCUCAAACCACCCAACAGGUUACCUGGAACGAACGUGUACAUGACUCUGGGCUGUACACAAAAUUCCUGUUCGACCCAGUGUGUGGUGCUCAGGAGUUGAUCAACAUCCCGUGGAAGGAGGAAAGCUGGUGCGCAGAUUGUGUCCGAUCAAGACGAGCUGCUUGGAGAAAGAUGCAACAAGACUUAUGGACGGAAAUGGACAAGUUGAUCCCUGAUAUUGAGUAAUUUUAGAGAAAGAUGCCUCCGCUGCAUAUACCAUCACAGAUGGACGGAUAAGUCUAAGACAUGAUGUAUGUGACUACUUCUCGUGUGUACCGGUUGCUGAUCAGACUCCACCAUUAUAGAUUUUUUUCUAAUUUAUCGAACUUACCUGGCUUGCUUUAAUGCUUUCUGACUCGCCAAUCAAUUAUUUUAUGAACAUAGUUAAGCCUCUACGUACACCUACCAGUUUGCUUCAAUUUAGCUUUGGUCGCAUAUUAA
This is a messenger RNA of Suillus discolor, 1599 nucleotides long. RefSeq lists its product as uncharacterized. Lineage: Eukaryota; Fungi; Basidiomycota; Agaricomycetes; Boletales; Suillaceae. The transcript has 3 exons. The record is from RefSeq and is a predicted model, not a curated record. Gene Ontology annotation, molecular function: protein binding. Bases 88 to 1344 code for a protein of 418 amino acids.